AUGGCUGACGAUGGAAUGCUUCUGAAUUUUGACCUAGGCUCAGGUCCAAUUAAGCCUCAGGUCAAGUUUAAGGGUGGUCGAUGGCGUGACAGGAAGCAGGCAGAGAAGUCGGCAAGGAUAGCUUCUGGGAAGACACCGCAAGCCAAACCUUCUGGGGACGGAUUCGAUGAGGGCAGGUCGUCAAAACGCCAACGAACGGACGAUGGAGGAGGGGACCACUCAUUCGAUUACAAAGCAUUCAACAGACAUGGUUCGCGACCGAAGUUCACAGACAACGAUGGCCAUGGAGGCUCAGGCCAACCUCGCAACCAGCAGCCAGAUCGCAAAUCUAGACAAGUCAUCUCCCGACUCUUCUCAUUCAACCCCGCACAGACGACAGAGGAGGAGGAGAAACAGCCAGAAUGGACAGCUCCCGAAGCGACCAAUGCGCCUUUAUCAGAUGUUGCGAACUUUGGUACAUUGACGAUUUCUGCCCGACUGGUUGAUGAGCUUGGCAAGAUGAACCUGGAGCGACCCACGGCUAUUCAGAACAAGGUGAUUCCGCAUAUGUUGACGAGUAGCUCCGAUGCCUUUGUGCAGGCCGAAACUGGUUCCGGAAAGACCCUGGCAUACCUGUUACCUAUUUUGCAUCGUGUUCUACUUCUCAGCGAAAAGGGGAAGGCUCAGAUUCAUCGAGAUUCUGGUGCUUUUGCCAUUAUCGUUGCGCCUACUCGCGAACUUGCAAAACAGGUUCAUACAGUUCUAGAGAAGCUCAUCCGACCGUUCCCAUGGCUCGUCUCGACAGCAAUUACCGGAGGAGAAUCUAAGAAGGCAGAAAAGGCUCGCAUACGGAAGGGUGUCAAUUUUCUGGUUGCUACUCCUGGACGACUUGCUGAUCAUAUCGACAAUACAAAGGCACUUAGCCUCAGCACUGUUCGAUGGCUGAUUCUUGAUGAAGGUGAUCGACUCAUGGAUCUGGGUUUCGAGGACGACUUGAAGAAGGUUAUCACGGCUAUCAAGGCAGUUGACGUAUCCGACAAACUACCCGAUGGAACACCGCUCACGGCCCUACCCGAACGAAGAGUUACAGUGCUAUGCUCAGCGACAAUGAAGAUGAACGUGCAGAAGCUAGGAGAGAUGAGUUUGGCGGAUGCGACAUUCCUGGCAGCAAAGAAGGACAUGGAGCUGGAUGUGGAAAAGACGGAAAUGAAGGCGCCCGCACAGCUUCACCAGUACUACUCGGUUGUCCCGGCCAAGCUACGGCUCGUUACUCUCAUCUCGUACCUCAAGGCGACAUUCUCUCGGCGUGGAAAGACCAUGAAGGCCAUUAUCUUCAUAUCAUGUGCCGACUCUGUCGACUUCCACUACGAACUGUUGCGAGACCCGAAUAAUAAUGAGGCACCUGUUGCAGGCUCCAAGGAUGCAGAGUCGGUUUCGAAGACAGUGGCAAAAGCAGCAUACAUCACUUCACCAGCAAGUCCCGAGGUUGUUCUGCACAGGAUGCACGGAUCUUUGUCGCAGCCCAUUCGUACAGCUACAUUGCGAUCCUUCUCAGCUUGCAAGUCUCCAUCUCUUCUGAUCACCACCGAUGUUUCCUCGCGUGGUCUUGAUAUUCCGUCGGUCGAUCUGGUCAUCGAGUAUGACCCUGCGUUCAGUUUCGCCGAUCAUAUCCAUCGUGUUGGUCGUACUGCUCGUGCUGGUCGACCUGGUGAUGCUUUAUUAUUCCUGCUCCCCGGAACUGAAGAAGGAUAUAUCGAACUCUUGAAAGCGUCAACACCACCAACGCCGCAAUCGUACGACUCUAUUCUCCAGAAGGGAAUGAUGACGAAACUCGAAUUCCCGGUCGAGACAUCCGCGAAACCGGAGGAUGGACAGUCUUUCCACGACAAAGCGGAGGCCCUUCAGCUGCACAUCGAGCAACGGCUCCUGACGGACACCAAGCGACUAGAGCUUGCUCGAAAUGGCUUCAAGUCCCACAUCAGGGCAUACGCUACGCAUACCAAGGAAGAGAGAAAGCACUUUGACAUUUCAGAAUUACACCUGGGACACACGGCAAAGAGCUACGGUCUGAGAGAAGCACCUGGCGGCAUUGGCGCAGGUGUGGAGAGGAAGACUAAGAAGCGGACGAAUAAGGGUGUCGAGAAGAAUACAGAACAGGCAGCUGGAGAUGAGAGACAAAACCAGAACAUUAUCAGGAAGAAGAGUAUGAUGCUCAUGAAUUCCGCGGCAGACGAGUUCAACAUUGGUUAG
Messenger RNA from Fusarium fujikuroi IMI 58289, 2229 nucleotides. Its product is annotated as related to ATP dependent RNA helicase. The record is from RefSeq and is a predicted model, not a curated record. NCBI's taxonomy places the organism in Eukaryota, Fungi, Ascomycota, Sordariomycetes, Hypocreales, Nectriaceae. Gene Ontology annotation, cellular component: nucleus. The transcript has a single exon. Bases 1 to 2229 code for a protein of 742 amino acids. Gene Ontology annotation, molecular function: nucleic acid binding; ATP binding. Gene Ontology annotation, biological process: ribosome biogenesis.